AUGAGCCAGGCCUUCCUCCAUGACGAUGGCGCCCAGGUCAGCAUCCACAGCUGGGUCAAACGCAAGCUGCAACCGUUCCAUGUAGACGGAAUCCCACAUGUCCUUGGAGAGAGAAAAGGCACGAUGCGGUUCGAUUUCGAUGGUAUGGAAGGCGCCAACGCGAAUAUGUGGGUUCUCAAGAGCCACGCGACCGGGGACGCGCAUGACAACCACUGUUGGGUCAUACUGAAAGGAUUCGACUUUCACGGAGACGGUCAAACGGACUCGUUCUGA
Chondrus crispus (carragheen) is the source of this 273-nucleotide messenger RNA. RefSeq lists its product as hypothetical. The record is from RefSeq and is a predicted model, not a curated record. The transcript has a single exon. NCBI's taxonomy places the organism in Eukaryota, Rhodophyta, Florideophyceae, Gigartinales, Gigartinaceae. Bases 1 to 273 code for a protein of 90 amino acids.